This is a messenger RNA of Eriocheir sinensis (Chinese mitten crab), 1611 nucleotides long. RefSeq lists its product as uncharacterized. Bases 484 to 1611 code for a protein of 375 amino acids. The record is from RefSeq and is a predicted model, not a curated record. The transcript has 3 exons. NCBI's taxonomy places the organism in Eukaryota, Metazoa, Arthropoda, Malacostraca, Decapoda, Varunidae.
AAAAGAACAUGAAUGGGUUAAAGCCUCCCCAAGUUGAUGACAAUAACUCCAAAACAUCAACCACUCCCAGUGCAUCACCAUAUGAAGUUCUGGAAACAAAUUGCUAUGAAGAUUCCAGUACUGGCACUCGGCAAGAGCUUCAGCCAAAACCAUCAACUUCGUCAAAAGCCGAUCAUCAAGUAUUAAACUCAUCCUCAAGUAAUUCGUCCUCAACAUCAAGUUCAUCUUCAGAGUCAAGUGAUACUUUAUGUAGUGACGUCGAUACAGAUGAUUCAGUUUCUGAUAAGGAUUACGUGCCUGAUAAAGAGGAUGAAACAGAUGAGACUGAAGAUGAAUCACUACCAAGAAAUCAGUCACUUUGUCCAGAUAAAUCAAAAGCAAGCCAGGAAAGCGUGUCUAUUUUGGUAAGUCCGGCGAAGAAAGGCAUCAAACGAAAGAGGCGUCCUGAAACAUGGAAGAGAAACAAACAGAAACAGCUGCGAAAUGCGGGAAAAGCCUACACCAUGCAUACCAAAAAAAAAAACAAUGAGGACAGAAAGAAGAAUGAAACCACCUUGUGGGGAAAAAUGUAGGCUUAAUUGUUCAUCGAAAAUCGAUGAAGAAGCUAGAAUGGAGAUCUUCAACUCUUAUUGGGACUUGGGUGAAUUAUCCCUACAGCGCCAAUUUCUAGCCAAUUCAAUAACAGCCAUUGAACCGACCUAUAGAUACGUUCGCAUAGGUGGAAGUCGUCAGCCAAGAGCCUUGAACAGCGCAUUUCAUCUCCAUGUGAAUGGUGAGAAAGUUCGAGUAUGCAAGCUGUUUUUUAAGAACACCUUGGAUAUAAAUGACAGACCCAUACGCACUGUUCUAGAAAAACAGAAAAAAAUUGCUGGAACACUAUUGGAACCUGACCUCAGAGGAAAACAUGACAAUCAUGCUACUGUUAGUCAAGAAAUUCGAGAUGGAAUAAAGCAGCAUAUAGACUCCAUACCAAAAAUUGAAAGCCACUACACUCGAGCCAAUACUUCCAAGAUGUUCAUUGAUGGCAGCAAGUCAAUUGCUGACAUACACAAGGAUUAUGUAGCAAAAUGCAAAGAAGAACAGAAGCAGUUUGGAAAUUAUACACUCUUCUACAGAAUAUUCACAGAGGAGUAUAAUAUUUCCUUCUACACUCCCAAAAAGGAUCAAUGCGAUGUUUGCACCGCUUUUGAAAACGCCACUGAAACUGAGAAAGAUGAUAUGAAGGAAAGUUAUGAUUUGCACCAUCGAGAAAAGGAAUUAUCAAGAACAGAAAAAGCACGAGAUAAGGAGAAGAAAAACUGUGCUGUUGCAGUAUAUGAUUUACAAGCUGUUAUGCAGCUACCUAAAGGAGAGGUUUCAGUAUUUUACUAUAAAUCCAAAUUAAAUGUACUUAAUUUUACCAUAUACAACCUGAUAUCUAAUGCAUGCAAUUGCUAUAUUUGGAAUGAAUCCAAUGGCCAUAGAGGAGUAAAUGAGCUUGGUACUUGUGUUCUGAAGUACUUAAAGGAUACUUCCUACCUCCUGGAGCGAGGCACAUACUAUGUACACAAGGACUCUAGGCUCCUUGCCGUACACACCAAACACCUUGAUGGCUCCCCCGCCAGUGCAUAG